Messenger RNA from Drosophila miranda, 541 nucleotides. It is a transcript of the gene Cpr78E, whose product is annotated as endocuticle structural glycoprotein ABD-5. Gene Ontology annotation, molecular function: structural constituent of chitin-based larval cuticle. The transcript has 2 exons. Gene Ontology annotation, cellular component: chitin-based extracellular matrix. The record is from RefSeq and is a predicted model, not a curated record. NCBI's taxonomy places the organism in Eukaryota, Metazoa, Arthropoda, Insecta, Diptera, Drosophilidae. Bases 98 to 514 code for a protein of 138 amino acids.
ACCGGUAAGCAGGGCAGCGCCAAUUUUCGGCAAUAUAAAGAGGUGUCUGGGCUGAACACGACUCAAAUCAAGAUCAGCUUCCCAUCCAGACAGCAACAUGUUCAAGAUUCUCAUCAUCUCGUUGGCCCUCUGCCUGGUAACGGUUGUUUUGUCUGCUCCAGUGGAUCAUGUCACUUCCACCACCCAGCCACCCGUGGCCAUUCUAGAAUCGUCGAAUGAAAAGCACGAGGAUGGUUCCUACAACUUCUCCUACCUUUCCGAGGACGGCACCCAUCGGCGUGAGGAGGCUGUGCUGAGGAAUCCGGGCACGGACAACGAGUACCUCGAGAUAAGCGGCUCCUACUCCUACUUUGAUGCCAAUGGCCAGGAAGUGACCGUCACCUACAAGGCCGACGACCAUGGCUUCGUACCCGAAGGCGGUGCCAUAUUGCCGCAGAUUUCGGUGGCCGCCAAACAAGUUAGCCAGCUGGUGGCCCAGCCCGAUCUGGAGUACGCCAAGCCUCCAAAGCCCUAAUAAAGAUCUGAUACGAAUCGAAUCGAA